AUGCAAUAUUGGGUGCUUCUGCCUCUGUUGUUGUUUGGCUGGCUCGCCUGCGCAUGCAACGCACAGGCAGUUGAUAUCCCUGCGGCGCGACCGAGCCUGGAGGACCGGAGGUUCCGUUCCAACACAAUUGAGGAGGUCAUUGCCAACUACACUGGGCGCAUGAAGGACAAGGAUCUCGCCACAUUGUUUGAAAACUGCUUUCCGAACACGUUGGAUACAACCGUCAUACGGGCCUCCGAACAGGACAGCUUUAUCAUCACUGGUGACAUUAACGCCAUGUGGUUACGGGACUCCAUGUUUCAGGUGCUGCCGUACAUUCCCUUUGCAAAACAGGAUCCGAAGCUGAUGGAGAUGCUGCAUGGGCUGGUGCGGCGCCAUCUGCAGUCCGUGUUGAUCGAUCCCUACGCCAAUGGGUUCAACGAGUUUGCCAACGGCAAUCAUUUCGUGCCUGACAACAGGAUC
Trypanosoma grayi is the source of this 462-nucleotide messenger RNA. Its product is annotated as DUF1237 domain protein. The transcript has a single exon. NCBI's taxonomy places the organism in Eukaryota, Euglenozoa, Kinetoplastea, Trypanosomatida, Trypanosomatidae. The record is from RefSeq and is a predicted model, not a curated record. Gene Ontology annotation, biological process: carbohydrate metabolic process. The annotation marks the transcript as partial.